Vanrija pseudolonga is the source of this 1094-nucleotide messenger RNA. It is a transcript of the gene gyaR, whose product is annotated as Glyoxylate reductase. The record is from RefSeq and is a predicted model, not a curated record. The transcript has 4 exons. Gene Ontology annotation, molecular function: NAD binding; oxidoreductase activity, acting on the CH-OH group of donors, NAD or NADP as acceptor. NCBI's taxonomy places the organism in Eukaryota, Fungi, Basidiomycota, Tremellomycetes, Trichosporonales, Trichosporonaceae. The coding region runs from base 23 to 1066 and encodes 347 amino acids.
GCAUAGCACAGCAGUGACCACCAUGCCCGACGGCUCAGGUUCCAGCUCCAGCAUCCCGCUGAGACAAGACGCCCUCGGCACGCUCAAAGCGUCCGAAGCGACGCUGUUCAUCGCGACGCCAAUCCACCCCAAAUCCGAGGCGCACGCCGACAAGGUGUUCGGGCGCGUGCUCCGCCCCGGCGUGGGCGGGUGGACGCGCGAGGCGGCGCUAGCGGAGGCGGAUGCGGUUGUUCUCCGCGCCGGCACGAUCCGCGAGCCCGACCUCCUCAUCGCGCCCAAGGUACGCAUCGUGGCGCGCAACGGCACGGGGUACGACAGCGUCGACCUGCCCGGGUGUGUCUCAAGGGGUGUUGUCGUGACCAACGUGCCGGGGGGUAAUGCCGAGGCCGUAGCGGAGAUCGCGCUCGCCCUAGCGCUGGCCGUGACGCGCCGCGUCGCCGAACUCGACGCGCGCAUCCGUUCGGGCGAGCUCGUGCGCUCAAUCACCGCGCUGUGCCCUGGCCUGCUGGGGCGCACCGUCGGGCUGGUAGGCAUGGGCGACAUAGCGUACGCCGCGGCGCGCAUGUUCUCAGCGUUCAACUGCAAGAUCAUCGUGUACUCCCCUACGUCGCCUGCUAGCCGCUGGGUGAAGCCAGACGAGCGGUAUCCCGUCCCGCUCGCGCAUGAGCGCGUCGACUCGCUCGACGCGCUGCUUGGCCGCGCGCACGUCGUGUCCCUCCAUUGUCCCCUCACGCCUGCCACGCGCGGGAUGAUCGGCCCGCGCGAGCUGGCGCUCAUGCUCCCCGACGCCGUGCUGAUCAACACGUCCCGCGGCGCCAUGGUCGACGAGGACGCCCUCGUCGCUGCCCUGCGCGAGGGACGUAUCGGCGGCGCAGGCCUCGACGUGACUGCCGUCGAACCGGCGUACGGGGAUAACCUGGCCAAGUUUGCCGGGCUGCGCAACGUCGUCGUCCUCCCGCAUGUUGGCGCCAGUACCGACGCCGCGCAGGAGUACGGGUGUAAUGCUGCUAUUGAUAUCUGUGCCGACUAUCUCGAGGGGCGCGGGGCGCGCAACAGGGUGGCGUAGAGAGCGUUAGAUAUGCAUUGUGUCGCGG